This is a messenger RNA of Caenorhabditis elegans, 906 nucleotides long. RefSeq names its product sulfotransferase family protein. Gene Ontology annotation, biological process: positive regulation of response to oxidative stress; chondroitin sulfate proteoglycan biosynthetic process. The record is from RefSeq and is marked reviewed. Bases 1 to 906 code for a protein of 301 amino acids. NCBI's taxonomy places the organism in Eukaryota, Metazoa, Nematoda, Chromadorea, Rhabditida, Rhabditidae. Gene Ontology annotation, molecular function: chondroitin 4-sulfotransferase activity; sulfotransferase activity. Gene Ontology annotation, cellular component: membrane. The transcript is spliced from 7 exons.
AUGAAAAUAUUGAUGAUAGUUUCUGUUCUGAUAAUUUUAUAUUUUGUCUUAAAGCCUAAAAGCCUAAAAGGGUUCAACCCCGAUGGUUUCAUAAAGCCGUUUAUCAGCUAUGCACCCAGUUUUUUCACGGCUCCGGACAACAAGCUUAUUGCCUGCGAAAUCCGGAAGUCUAUGUCUCAGCUGACGCUCAACAUGAUGUGCCUCUUGUACAACGAAACGCAGUACCUACAGGAUAAAAACAAUUUCACGAAUACUUGGGAGACAAGUACUAGGAAAUGCACUAGUGAGACAAACUUUGUGACUCCAUCCGAUUCAUUGAAGAACGAUAAGGACGCAGUGCGAUUUGUGUUCGUGCGGGAUCCGUUUCGCCGUUUUGUGUCGAUGUACUUGAACAAAUGUGUCGUUGAAAAACGGUGUUUCGACUGUGAAACCGAUAUGCGGUGUAUCGCGAAGAAAACCUACGAGUCAUUCGUCGAGAUUCAGAAUAAUGAGACUAAAGCUGCGGGAAUUGAGUAUGUUGAGGCACAUGCUGCUCCAACGACUUGGAACUGUAAAUUCAACGAGGGAGUUGAGAACUGGGAGCUGCUGCCUAUGGACUCGGACCUCAAAGAUCGGAUUUCGUCGGCUGCUAAAUUAGCAGAUAUCUUAAGAAAGCAAGGCGUCCGUGACACUUUAGUUGAGCAAAUUUAUAAAGACAUUUUGACUACCGAGACUGCUCACUCUACUCACAAAUGGACCAAACGUCUGGAAGCUGAAAAGCAAGUUCGAGAAGAUCCGAUUGUUCGUGAAUACCUGCACAAAAUCUACCUCUACGAUUAUCUUCUUUUCCCGUUUGACAGAAGCGUUUUAGACCCGGAAUAUCGGGAUAUUAACUCAAUUUCUUAUUUGAAAAAAUUCUCCAAAUGA